AUGAUUGUGCAACAAAAUUGCUUACCCCCGGAUUCACUAUGGGUAUCUAAACCGUUGGAGGAAUUCAACAAGGCUUAUAUGAGGAAGAAUUGGAAGAUAGAGAUUAACUUCUCGAGGAACAAGUAUGUUGUGACCGAUAAUUUGGGUAACAAAUAUGAGUUUCUUACUUCAGGGGCACCACCAGAAUCGGCAGAAGAUGAAGAAAUGGGUGAUGAAGAGGAGCAAGCUGCAACCUCUGGUCCACAAAGAUCCAGACAGAGAUACAUGAGGCCGCAUAGAGAAAUUAAUGCAGAUGUGGCAGGUUUUGUGACCAUGAGACGGGUACCCUCCUACAAAAAUUUUGAUCGAGGACAGCAAGAGAUAUAUGACAAUGUCUCUGCGUGUAUCGGUGAAGGCCGAGAAUAUAACCGAAGGAGGGAAGCUUGGGAGGGGUCCCAUGGACCCUCAAUGCAGGAGUAUUGGGCAGCUCAAGAAGCCCAUCGGGAGAGAAUGAAUAAGUUUGUGGAGGAGCAAGAACUGUUCCAAGCAAUGCAAAGAUCACACAUGGAACAGUUGGCGAAAAUGCAAGAGGAUGAGGCAGCCCGAAGACGGGCAUGGGAAGAAGCAGAGGCAACGCGUCGACAUGAAGAAAGAGAAUUGAACCAACGCCGCUGGAGUGCCUUGUAUGUCUCUCAACAAAUGGCGGUUAAUAACGCCAAAUCACCGAGAGAUAUAGAAGAUGACUCCGAAGAAGAUUUCGUGCCUGAUACUCAAGAGCAACAUAAUGAUGAGGAUGAAGAUGUUGUCGUACAAGACGAUCUUGUGAACCAAAAUGAAGCCGCAAACGACCCGAAAGGAAAGAAGGCUAAAGAGAAACGUGAAAAUUGGAUGCCUAAACAAGAAGAGGCUUUGGCAAAGGCUUAUGUUCAUUGCAUUUUAAACAAAAGAAAAGGAAAUCAACAGAAUUCAGAUGGUUUUUGGAACCAAGUCGUUAGAACAAAUAAAAAAUGGUCGUCGGUACCGUUGUUGGGUGAAGAUAGCUCCGGCUCAAGUCAAAAAAGAAAGUCGUCGGAUUUGGGAAAUUAUAAAGCGGAUACACCUAGUGCCGAAGUCUCGAGCGGUCUUCCCGACAUGAACGAGGAUCCCUCGCCAAGAAGACAAAAGAUAAAGGAGAAAAAGGACAAAGGACCGUCUUCAACAAGCGAAGAUCCAAGAGAUAUAACCAGUAGAUUCGAAGAAUACAAGGCCAUGAAGAAAGAAUUGAUGGAUAUCAAAAGGUUACGAGAGGAAAAAUACAUGUCGUUAGCAGAAGAGCAACGCGAGGCGUUGCGACAAACUAUGUUCGACAAGGACUUGGAUGCGUUUAACCGGCCUCACGACAAUGUUCAUCCUUCGAUGUUGGAAAUCACACUCGCUAGAAAACGCGAGAUCGCAAAAAAAUAUGGUUAG
Messenger RNA from Helianthus annuus (common sunflower), 1428 nucleotides. RefSeq names its product trichohyalin-like. The record is from RefSeq and is a predicted model, not a curated record. The coding region runs from base 1 to 1428 and encodes 475 amino acids. The transcript has 3 exons. Lineage: Eukaryota; Viridiplantae; Streptophyta; Magnoliopsida; Asterales; Asteraceae.